AUACAAAAACGACGGGAAAAGGAAAGAAAAAUGCUGCAUUCACGUGGAUCAGCGAGAUCUCAUUCUUUCAAGUUUUGUUGUAAUUUCGCGCGACUCCUUUUUCGAUCCAGAUUCCAGAGGCUUUUGUGUUUGCCUACCGUAGUGCUUUCCGUAGGCCUCUCUCAAUAUUGCUGAUUGAUAACAAAUCUUCUGCAAGUUGUCAAUUCACUAUCCUAUUUGCAUAACUUCUGAUUUUUUUUGCCAACUUUGAGCGAACUUGCUUGACCUUCUCUUGGUCGAUUCAUUUUUUUGUUAUUUCCUUCGCGACUUCUUGUCAGGUCCGUCGACUAAAGUGAUUUGAUUAAUUUUCCGAGAUGUGAAAUAAUUGGCUGUAUCUGAUUUCUGGCUCUGCUUGGAUACUCACUUAAUUUUUACAUGAGAUGGAAGAAUAGAAGUCGGAAUUUCCAUACUGAGAAUCUGGUCCUUUUCGUGAAGAUUGAAUCCGUUAUCGGUUGAUGUUCCGGGAAAUUGUUCUGAGGUUUUGUCUUUGUAAUUGCGUUUGAAGCUAAACUUGUGAAGAGUGUCAAGAGGCAAACAUGUUCCGGAGGGACCGCGAGAGGGAGAAUAGCAGCCAGAACGGUGGGCCGCCGUGUGGGCAGAUUAGAGUGCUCAUUGUUGGUGACUCAGGUGUUGGGAAGACUUCCCUAGUUCAUUUGAUCAUCAGAGGUUCUUCCAUUGCUCGCCCUCCUCAGACAAUAGGUUGUUCAGUUGGUGUGAAGCACACAACUUAUGGCAACUCUGGCAGCUCUUCAAAUAGUCUUAAAGGUGACUCUGAGAGAGGCUUUUUCAUUGAACUUUGGGAUGUGUCAGGACAUGAUCGGUACAAAGAUUGCAGGUCUCUAUUUUAUGCACAGAUUAAUGGUGUAAUUUUUGUUCACGAUCUCUCCCAGAAAAGAACAAAGGCUAGUUUACAGAAGUGGGCAGCUGAGAUUGCUGCAACAGGGACUUUUUCUGCCCCUUUGAGGUCUGGUGGUCCUGGCGGCCUUACUGUUCCCCAUAUUGUUAUUGGUAACAAAGUUGAUGUUGCUUCAAAAGAGGGUAGAAGAGUCAGCAGUGGGAAUCUUGUUGAUGUUGCUCGCCAAUGGGUUGAGAAGCAGGGUUUGCUUCCAUCAAGUGAGGAGAUUCCUCUGAAUGAGAGUUUUCCUGGCAGUGGAGGAUUAGUUGCAUCUGCAAAAGGAGCAAGGUAUGACAAGGAAGCUGUGAUGAAAUUUUUUCAUAUGUUGAUCAGGAGAAGAUAUUUUUCAGAUGAAAUACCUGCUCCGAGCGCAUGGUCCAUUUCUUCAGUUCCAAGACCUGCUCAGCGUAUAGAUGAUGACAAUGUGGUUGAUGAAGAUGAUCAGUCUUCUAUUGGAAGUCAAAGAGGUGACUCUUACAUGUAUAACAUGCCUCCGCCCCCUUGGGCUCCGGGAAAUCUCACUCCGCACCCUUGGGCUCUGGGUAAUCUCGCGACGCCACCCAUGCUUUAUUCUCAACAGCCAGCUUCAAUGUCUGAAAGCUAUAGCUUCCCCAGAUUUUCUUUUUCUAGCUCCUCAGAGAGCGGUGCAGGUAAUAGAACAAAGCGCUCAGAUAUUAAUGUCUGAGGACCUCUGCAUUGGGUAAUUAUUCAUUUGCUGAUACACUCACAUAUUCUUGCUUAGAAUGAAGUUAUAAUGUCUGACACAUGUUGCAAUGGCUUCACCAUUUUACUUGUAAGUGGUGAAUUCAUUCUUUCAUUUUUUUUAGAGGCUUUAUCAAUACAAGAGGUAUUUUGGGAAGCAUCAAUAGUCUUAAGAUCGAAUUUUCUGUAUUUAAAAUUUAUUUUACUUUCUGUUGAAAAUGUCGACAGUUUAUUGUCUGUAAAAUAUCAAGGGAUUUUCCCAGUUGAUAAAAGCUUAUAUAGACCAAA
Messenger RNA from Prosopis cineraria, 1924 nucleotides. Its product is annotated as small GTPase LIP1-like. Gene Ontology annotation, cellular component: endomembrane system. The coding region runs from base 576 to 1619 and encodes 347 amino acids. NCBI's taxonomy places the organism in Eukaryota, Viridiplantae, Streptophyta, Magnoliopsida, Fabales, Fabaceae. Gene Ontology annotation, biological process: intracellular protein transport. The transcript is spliced from 7 exons. The record is from RefSeq and is a predicted model, not a curated record. Gene Ontology annotation, molecular function: GTPase activity; GTP binding.